CAGCGCAGCCGGCGCCAGGCUUGGGCGCCCGGGGCCGCCGCUCGGAGCUACCGGCUGCAGUCGCUUCCCCCACCGAGGCCAUGGCCGGCCUGAAGCGCUGGGUCACAGUCGCACUGAUGUGGGUCCUGCUGCUGGGAGUGGAGCGCCUGCCGCGCGGGACAGAAGCUUUUGAGAUUGCUGUGCCACAAGGAAGCAGCAUUACAGUUCUCAUAAAGUUGGGGACCUUGACUCUGCCAGCAAAACCCUGUUACAUCAUUAUUUCUAGAAGACAGCUAACUAUAUUGUCCAUCAAAUCUGGAGAAAGACCAGUUUUUACCUUUAGCUGCCAGGAUCCACAGAAUCACUUUGUCAUAGAGAUCCAGAAGAAUAUUGAUUGCAUGUCAGGCCCAUGUCCUUUUGGGGAGGUCCAGCUGCAGCCCCCAACGUCAGUGUUGCCUGCCCUCAACAGAACUUUCAUCUGGGAUGUCAGAGCUCACAAGCGCAUUGGCCUAGAGCUUCAGUUCUCUGUUCCUCGCCUGAGGCAGAUUGGGCCGGGCGAGCGCUGCUCAGACGGAGUCACCCACUCCAUCAGCGGCCGCAUCGAUGCCACCAUGGUCAGGAUCGGAACGUUCUGCAGCAAUGGCACCGUGUCCCGCAUCAAGAUGCAAGAGGGGGUGAAAAUGGCCUUACACCUGCCGUGGUUCCAUCCUAGAAAUAUCUCCGGCUUCAGCAUUGCAAACCGCUCGUCUAUAAAACGACUGUGCAUCAUCGAAUCUGUGUUUGAAGGCGAAGGCUCAGCCACCCUGAUGUCUGCCAACUACCCGGAGGGCUUCCCCGAGGACGAGCUCAUGACCUGGCAGUUUGUUGUGCCUCCGCACCUGCGGGCCAGCGUCUCCUUCCUCAACUUCAACGUCUCCAACUGCGAGAGGAAGGAGGAGCGGGUGGAGUACUACAUCCCCGGCUCCACCACCAACCCCGAGGUGUUCAAGCUGGAGGACAAGCAGCCUGGGAACAUGGCUGGGAACUUCAACCUCUCCCUGCAGGGCUGCGACCAAGAUGCCCAAAGUCCAGGGAUCCUCCGGCUGCAGUUUCAGGUUUUGGUUCAACAUCCACAAAAUGAAAGCAAUAAACUUUAUGUGGUUGACUUGAGUAAUGAGCGAGCCAUGUCACUCACCAUCGAGCCACGGCCCGUCAAACUGAGCCGCAAGUUUGUCCCCGGCUGCUUCGUGUGUCUUGAGUCUCGAACCUGCAGCGUCAACCUCACCUUGACAUCUGGCUCCAAACACACGAUUUCCUUCCUUUGUGAUGAUCUGACACGUCUGUGGAUGAAUGUGGAAAAAAACAUAAGCUGCACAGACCACCGGUAUUGCCACAGAAAAUCCUACCAGCUCCUGGUGCCCAGAGACAUCCUCCAGCUGCCCGUGGAGCUGCACGACUUCUCCUGGAAGGUGCUGGUGCCCCAAGACAGGCUCAGCCUGAUGCUGGUGCCAGCCCAGAAGCUGCAGCAGCACACCCAUGAGAGGCCCUGCAACACCAGCUUCAGCUACCUGGUGGCCAGCGCCAGCCUCAGCCAGGACCUGUACUUCGGCUUCUUCUGCCCUGGAGGCUCUAUCGAGCAGAUCCAGGUGAAGCAGAACGUCUCGGUGACCCUUCGCACCUUUGCCCCCACCUUCCGACAAGAGGCCUUCAGGCAGGGCCUGACCGUGUCCUUUAUACCACAUUUCAAAGAGGAAGGAAUUUUCACAGUGACCCCAGACACAAAAAGCAAGGUGUACCUAAAGAGCCCUAACUGGGACCGGGGCCUGCCAUCCCUCACCUCAGUGUCCUGGAACGUCAGCGUGCCCAGAGACCAAGUGGCCUGCCUGACCUUCUCUAAGGAGCGGACUGGCGUGGUCUGCCAGACGGGGCGGGCGUUCAUGAUUAUUCAGGAGCAGCACACCCGGGCAGAGGAGAUCUUCAGCCUGGAGGAGGAGGUGCUCCCCAAGCCAAGCUUCCACCAUCACAGCUUCUGGGUUAACGUCUCUAACUGUAGCCCCGCAAGUGGCAAGCAGCUUGACCUGCUCUUCUGGGUGACACUUACCCCAAGGACUGUGGACCUGACUGUUGUUGUCAUCGCAGUGGUGGGAGGUGGAACCUUACUGCUGUUUGUCCUCGGACUUAUCAUUUGCUGUGUGAAAAAGAAGAAAAAGAAGACCGACAAGGGCCCCGCUGUGGGUAUCUACAAUGGCAACGUCAAUACCCAGAUGCCCAGGCAACCAAAAAAGUUUCAGAGAGGACGAAAGGACAAUGAUUCCCAUGUGUACGCAGUCAUCGAUGACACCAUGGUGUAUGGGCAUCUGCUACAGGACUCCGGAGGGUCCUUCCUCCAGCCAGAGGUGGACACCUAUCGGCCCUUCCAGGGCACCAUGGGGGACUGCCCGCCCUCCGCACCCCCCACCUGCUCCAGGGCCCCAACUGUAAAGCUGACCAUAGAUGAACCACCCGCUUGCCUCACUCCUGAGUCUGAGAGUGAACCGUACACCUUUUCUCACCCAAGAAAUGGGGAUGUAAGCAAUAGGAACACAGACGUGCCCUUACUGGACACCCAGGAGCCAGAGGAGCCAGCAGAGUAACUCGGACCUAUUGCAAAGACGUGACUGACACGCAUGGAGCAGGGCACUGAGACGCACUUCCGUGUUCCAGUCAGAAGCCCUCGAAGAGGAGUCGUAGGGAAGGAGCAGCGGGUCUUCUAGGACAUCACCAUCGUCACAUUUCUCAGUGGGCUCAUUCCAGUGAUGAGACAUUGAAAAUAGAGAAUUCUGAUCUGGAUACACUCACCACAGUUCACAUCCUUCUAAACUCAGGUUUAAUGAGAGGAGACCUGUGUCAUCCAGCACAGAGUGACAGCAAGCCCUGGAUUCAGAGUGAUAAACAGAGGUUUGCCCUCUUCAGGGGCAACAGUUCCAAUUCCUGGGAACCUGCCCGAGGUCCCUGUUCUCCCUGGGUCUCUGGGUGAAAAUGACACUGUGCCUUUUUAUUAUUAUUAUUUUUUUGUUAGGUGGUCCUGUGUAUGUAUUUAAGAGGUAUGUAUUGUGUAAGCGUGUAGCUCUUUUCACCUGACGUAAGUCACAGCUCCUGCUAACUGGUGCAGAUGCCUAGAUUUAACUUCGACCCACGCUAGAUAAACAUAUGCUUGUCUCCCAAGAGAUGGGAAUAAUUUGCCAUCUCUCCAGCCAGCAAAGGGUGUGUGCUCGGACAGCAUUGAUGCACACUUGCUUUGAUGGGAGACUUCCCAUUCUCUAGUUCUGCAUGUGGUUAGCCCACUGCAGAAAUUCAUCUCAAGUCCUAUUGUCCUUUAGUCCUGGAAAUGAGAGAAAUUUCUGCUGUGUGUUCUUCUCCCAGGGGCAGCAGUACUUUGACAUUUAAACAAAAAUUUAGAGGAGAUUUAUAUCCUUUAAACAUUUUAAAUGUAGAUCAGAGAAUGGCCUCCAGUAUUAGUUUUCUGUUGCCAAAUUUAUUACCUUAUAGUUCUGGAGAUCAGAAUUUCAAAAUGGUUUUCACUGAGCUAAAAUCAGGGUGUCAGCAGAGCUGUGUUCCUGUUGAGUUCUCCAGAGGAAUCUCUUCCCUUGCCUUUUCCAGCCCUUAGAGGCUGCCCACACUCCUUGGCUCCAGCUAUUGGUCAGGUCUUUCUCACAUGGCAUCACUGUCACACUGACUCUCCUGCUCUCCUCUUGAGGUUGGGAGUUCAAAUCCAGCCUGGGCAACAUAGCAAGACCCAAGAUCUACCAGAUUUAAUAAACCGACACAACUCACCAGGAAAAUUGAGGAUAAUCUCCCCAUCUCAAGAUCCUUAACUAUCACACUGAAAAAGUCCCUUUUACCAUGUGAAACAUGUCCACAGGUUGGGGACUUGGACAUCUUUAGGAUGCCAUUGUUUGGCCUACCACAUCUUCCUGCCAAUGGUCCCUCCAGGAGAAGCUACAAAACAAGCCAGCCCACAGCGGUGUUUUGUUUAGCCUGCAGGGUCUUUUUUAAGAAUUAGUUGCUAACAUUUAAAAUUAUAAAAAAUUUACAUAAAAAUCCAAAUGAGAGGAUCUGGCUAUGCUGGCUCACAAUGUCAGCCAAACGUAACUGUCCUGAGCUGAGCAGCAGCUUGGCCUUUAGAUGGGGUGGCCACUUCCUCAGUCCACUGUCCCCAUGGCUCCGUCUCCCAACUCGCUAUCACCUCCGCAGGAGGCUCAGUGUUCACUGCUACCUGUUCCUGCAGGGUUGCUUUUUUUGUACUAAAAAGGAAAGGUUAGGGCUCAAGUCUCUUAUCCAGUGAGAAGACAGACCCUGAGCCUGGAGUAUGUUUGAGAAAGUGUUUCCAUAUAACCCACUUCCCUUAUUUGUAUUGAUGACCAACUAGCGUUAUGGGUCUUUACCUUUGUAACCCCUCCCACACUCACGCCCUAAUCUGGGAGGAGACAGACUGUGCUAUAGCUUAUCUGUCCAUACAGUCCAAAGUUCAGUAUUUCUGUGGCAAAAUCUUCCUUUAAAAAUCAAUGCAGGCUGGGCACAGUGGCUCAUGCCUGUAAUCCUAGCACUCUGAGAGGCUUAGACGGAUGGAUUGCCUGAUCCCAGGAAUUCAAGACCAACCUGAGCAAGAACAAGACCCUGUCUCUACUAAAAACAGGAAAAAAAAUAAAUAAAUGCAUUUCCUUGUUUACAGCAGCUCCACCUUGGAAACGUACCAUCUCAACUUGUUCACAUGGCCUCAGUGAAAAGGACUUUUACAGUCUCCUAAUGUGUACUCCAAAGUCCCUGGAAUGAUUAGCAGAAGGGAGAGGAUUUUUUUUUUUGGCCUUUCUCUUCUGAAAGGUUGACUGCUGCCUUCAGCCUCUUGACCCAAGGCACUGACAAAGCCCCUCCCUCAGAGGCCAGAGGAGGCCCAUGCCUCCCUUCCCUCCACUGAGGAACCUUAUUUGCAAUUGCCAUGUUGGGCCCUGGGCCUCCAUUCUCUCGCUCCUGGCCCCGUUCAAGUACUUCUCAGGUGCCCAUGGGCCACCCACGGCGUGCCUGGUCACCUUUGGGCAGCUACCCAUCACGCACACUACUUCCAAGGGCUCCACAGGGCCAUUCUCUUUUGACUGAGGGUUCGAGACUCUUAGCCAAGUGGUUGGCUCCCGAGACCACAAGUGAAUUCAAUGCUUUCUGAACCUGUGCCUCAGUGAAGGGGCCACGAGUUAUCCUGGCUCUUUAAAACCCACCCCGCUUGUGUAGGAUAUUUCAGGGUCACCGGAAACCAAUCCAGCGCCCUUGUCAAUGCCUACUGUGUGCUGGCACAGUGCCCAUUCACACGAGGCCUGCUGAUGUAGGCCCCCCACGCCCAUCCACGGUGCCCCUGAGGAUGGCCGGUGAUGCCGGGCUGGUCUCCAGGGCUACAGCCCUGGCACAGAGGGAAAGGUCUUGAGGAGUCAAGAGGGCAAGUGCAAGUCCGCCAGACGUAACCCAGGUGAAAGCUAAGGACUGGUUUGUGUGGGUCUGCAAUGUUUAUCUCGAAAUAAUUUAUUCAUUGUAGAUACUUUUAGGUACCACUUUACUCAUUUCCUAUGCGUUUUUAAAUAAAUAUAUAAAAACA
Nycticebus coucang (slow loris) is the source of this 5578-nucleotide messenger RNA. RefSeq names its product CUB domain containing protein 1 (gene CDCP1). Bases 81 to 2591 code for a protein of 836 amino acids. The record is from RefSeq and is a predicted model, not a curated record. The transcript has 9 exons. NCBI's taxonomy places the organism in Eukaryota, Metazoa, Chordata, Mammalia, Primates, Lorisidae.